AUGGUCAUGACCUGUCAUCACGCCCGAUCCACAGCCCACCUCAUCCUACUGGUCCUGCUCAUUGUCACUACACAGCUGGCUAGCACCGCCCCUGUGGGGGGUGAGGGAAGGGAGAGAGGGGUGGAGGGGCGCACCCGGACAGAUCAUAAAGAGGACAGUCUCGUCCCCUUUCUCUCGCCCCCACCCCAGAGUCUCUCCAGCCCUGACAACGCGUCCCUCGACUGGAGCUCGGGCCCAGGUCAAGAUAACCAAUCAGAUAAAGUAACGGACCCUGCGCAGGUGCUCGCUGUUCUUUUGGAGGCCCUGGACCACCCGGGGGAGAGUGAAAUCCAGGCAAGCAGAAACAGAGAAUGGAAAGAGGAUCAGAGGCAGGAGCUGCCCUCCAUCGAAAGGUUGGAGGGUGGUGAGAUAAGGAGAACAAGGCAGACAGAGGUAGACAGGGGGGAGGAGGAGGAGAAGGAGGGGCGAAGGGCUGAUAAGGCUAUUGAACAGCUAAUUGUGGGCCAUUUGACAGCUGCUCAGGUUGAUGACUUGAAGGAAAGAGCGGAGGAGGAUAAAAACACAAGGUCAGAGGACAAUCCAGGGUGGUCUGUGCAGGAUGUGGGACCUGACAGUGUAAGUGAGGAAGGAGGGAAAGAGGAAGAGGAUAGGCAGGAUUUAGAAAGUAUCUUAAGCAACGCCAGGUUAAGUUCCACCUCACAGGGAGAUGAUCCCUCUCUGCAGCGUAAAAUAAGAGGCUAUUUCCAAAACAUUGACUUGGGUCUCCAAGAUAAUGAGAUCCUGCCUCCACUGAAGGGCUACAAGGCAUAUAAUACUCAGCUAGCAAGAGCUGGAAAGAAACUGCACUGGCAGGAGAACCAGUCCCGCAAUCGACCAAUCAAGGGGGGCAACUUUAUGGAUGACUUUGAGGAUGAAGGAGAGGAGCUGGAGGAGGAGGUUGAGGAAGAAGAGGAGAGCCUCUCCCACAUGGAAGAGGAAGCGAGAGCGCGUGCAGAGAAACAGGAGGUGCUUCGGCAGCAGGAGGAGGCGGAGCGAGCCAGAGAGGAGGAGCAGAGGCUGGCAGACAUCGCCUCUGACAUGCUGCUGCAGUACAUGGGGAGGAAGCAGCAGUCCUACAUGAAGCCCCGGCAGAAAAGCAGCAUGGGGGCCGCUGGCAACACCGCCGAGGACAAGCGCUCCGAGGAGGUCCUCCCCGAUGAAGACGACCUGGAUCAGCAAAUGAUCGACAGGCUCAUUGAGAUCAGUAGUAAGCUGCACCUGCCUGCUGAUGAUGUGAUUGAGAUUAUUAGUGAUGUGGAGGAGAAGAAGAAGAAGAGGAAAGAGCUGCAACAGCUGCCAACCAACGUCAACCCUAUUGCCCCACGCUUCAGGCCUUUGGUACCUCCUCCUCUUGCUGCUCCGCCUAUCUACCACUACACAGCCUCAAAAAACCCCAAGAAAGCCCCUUAUAAGUACAACAAGUCCAACAAGAAAUGGCACAAGGACAAAGUCAAGUCAUACAAGCAGGAAUAUUGGUAUAAGCCUCAGAAGCAGAUUGACUACUGGUAUAAACCCCAGAAACAGUUUUUAGCCUUCCCCUCCUAUCCAUACUACCAGAAGCCAUAUCGAGCAUACUACCCUGUUUAUUUCCCAUAUCCCAAACCACAAUAUUAUGGCAAGCCCUCCCCCUCCAGAGACCAGCCAUUCGGCCCCCAGGAACUUGACCUCCAGGCCCCAAGGCGCAGGCACAGGGCUGGAGGUAAGAACCGGGGACAGGGUUGGAGGCAGCAGCCAGCACCACGCCUGCCUCUCACCCCUUAUAUCUCUAACUAUAUCCUUCCUCACCCACGGACCUACCAACCCCUACCUCCCCCCAAACCAAUAACCACACCAAGGAGAGGCAGACAACCCCCCUACUACUAUCCACAAAUCACACCGGGUGAUGACUAUGAGGAAGAUGGGCUGGUUCCUCAGCUCGACAGUGAGGAGGAACUGGAAAACUUUAUUGAGCGGAUCUACAUGAAGCGCAGAAUGUAUUGA
Molecule: messenger RNA, 2019 nt
Organism: Xiphias gladius (swordfish)
Lineage: Eukaryota; Metazoa; Chordata; Actinopteri; Istiophoriformes; Xiphiidae
Exons: 1
Coding region: 1-2019 (672 amino acids)
Molecular function (GO): neuropeptide hormone activity
Source: RefSeq, a predicted model, not a curated record